AUUUUUUUUCCUUCUUUAUGGGAAAAUCUAUCCAUUUUAAGGGAAAGUAAUCUUAAAGUUGUUGAUGUAUCGUUACGCGUUAGGUCACUGUAAAUAAGUUUUGAGUAGUCUUAUUCCUAUUUUGUUACGUAGUCAUCUCUACUUAGUAGCAUCUGCUUGGCUCUCGUGUCCCUCCCUUUUGCUUUGGGCUGAAUGUUGUUUGGAAAGCAGCCAAUUAAAUGUUGCCUUUCCAUUAUAAACACUAGAAGCGGUGCUCGCGAGGGGCACUCUAUCUAUACAAAUGCAUUACAGCAGUACCUUGAUCGUUGCGGCGUUGUCCAUAGAAAGGUACUAGUCCCUGAGUACGAUGUCAACCACGCCAUUUAUGAUCACCUUCAGCAAGCUGAUUGUUUGGUUGUAUGUGGCGGCGACGGCACGGUCUCAAGCGUCGCUAACGCAUUGGGUGUAACGCAACAUGAGGAACUUCUCCAAAAACCUAUCGUUGUCAUACCCGCGGGUCUACAGAACAGCAUUGCACGUUCUUUUGGUGUAAUAUCGGCUGAGCUAUCACUGUCAAGCCUUAUUACGGGACGCACGAACGCAGUGCCGCUGUGGGAAGUGCGUGUGAAUACAGCACCGUCGGUGGUACGCUAUGUAUGCUCCUACGUGGCAGUGGGUGCGUACGCCAGCAUCGUGCAACGCUUUCAGAGUCUCAACAAAGUCGGUGACAAUUAUUUCGCGCUCCCAAUGUUAAAUCACAAGUUCAGAGCCGCUGCGUUGUGCACAGCCCUAAAACGCGAAAUGGUACCCUGCGCACUGAAUCUGAAAAUGCAUGCGAGUUCGCCGCCUUCUCGAGAAGCUAGAAAUUCAAAAAGCGGUAGGGUUGAUGAAAUGCAUUACAGCGAACCCCUGUGGUUACUUAUCGCAGCACAGAUGCCCCUUCAGCACAGUGGUUACUCCCUGACUCCGUGCGCCACAUACAAGCGGGGGACGUUGAGCGCAACGAUUGUCACGCCCAAAGCGACGCGUAUGCGUAUGUGGCACCUACUGAGUCGUGAAGCCAAAGAAGGACACGUGCUGGAGGAAGACGGAGUGCACGUUCACCAAGACGUCACGUGCCUGCAAAUUCAUUACGACUCCGCCCUUUACGGUGGUGACCGGGCUUGUCGAGGGAACUUAAAAAAGGUCAACUGGAGUGGCCCUGGAAGUCUCGGUGAGUUCUCAGAAGGGGACUUCGAGCACCCUUUGCUUUUAAUGUUAGAUGGUGAAGAGACAUGGGUGCUGCCUGGGUCAACGGUGACCAUUCAGAAGUCCACGCGCUCGUUGAACUUUCUUGUGUGCUAAAGACAAAUAGGUGGUCAAGCGGAAAAAUUCAUUUACAGUUGAUGUGGAUGCGCAUAAAAUGAUUUACCAGACACUU
This is a messenger RNA of Phytomonas sp. EM1, 1399 nucleotides long. NCBI's taxonomy places the organism in Eukaryota, Euglenozoa, Kinetoplastea, Trypanosomatida, Trypanosomatidae. The record is from the annotation of a GenBank genome assembly.